Molecule: messenger RNA, 1596 nt
Organism: Rosa chinensis
Lineage: Eukaryota; Viridiplantae; Streptophyta; Magnoliopsida; Rosales; Rosaceae
Exons: 2
Coding region: 1-1596 (531 amino acids)
Source: RefSeq, a predicted model, not a curated record
AUGUCAUUCAUUGUCAGACUCAUACAGGCGAAAGUGUUAAAUGGUUGGACUGACAAAUCUUUCAAAGACUUGCUUGACAUAUGUAACGAGUCUAUGCCAGAAGGUGUAAACCUUCCUAAUUCUUAUUAUCAAGCUCAGAAGUUAACUGAAGAUUUAGGGUUCACGUAUAACACAGUGGAUGCUUGCCCUAAUAGCUGUAUGCUUUUCAGAAAUGAAGACAUAAAUCUUUAUCAAUGUUUGAUAUGUAAGGCAUCUCGAUGGAAAGAAGAUGGUUGCAGUUUAGUUUCUGAUUUAGGACCUGAGAAACGAAAGGCAGCAAAACAGGCAAGAUAUUUUCCUUUCAAACCAAGGUUGCAGAGGUUGUUUAUGUCCUCUAAAACUACAACGCUUAUGAGAUGGCAUGCUGAGAAACGAACUGAUGAUGGUGUGUUUAGGCAUCCUACAGACUCUCUUGCUUGGAAGGAUUUUGACAAGAAACAUCCAAGUUUCUCCGGAGAUACUCGCAAUGUAAGGCUUGGGUUGGCCUCAGAUGGAUUGAAUCCAUUCCGGACUAUGAAUAUAGUUCAUAGUACUUGGCUUGUCAUUCUAGUUCCGUAUAACUUACCACCAAUGAUGUUGGUGAAGCAACUUUUUAUCUAUCUAUCUGUGCUUAUUGAUGGCCCAAAAGGACCUGGUGAUAAGAUCGAUGUUUACUUGCAGCCACUCAUUGAAGAGUUGAAGGAAUUGUGGGAUGAGGGCAUAGAAAAUUUUGACGCAUCAAGCAAUCAAAUGUUUCAAAUGCAUGCUGCCUUACUUUGGACGAUUAAUGAUUUUCCUGCCUAUGCUAAUCUAUCAGGGUGGAGUACAAAAGGUGAAUAUGCAUGCCCUUCUUGCAACUCUGAAACUGCUUCUAUAUGGUUGCCAAAUGGUAAAAAGUUCUCAUAUGGUAGCAGCCGGUGGUUUUUACCUUAUGAUCACAAGUAUCGAAAGGAUCCCAGAUCUUUCAAUGGCUUACGAGAAUAUAGACGAGCUCCUACAACAUUAUCAAGAGUAGAUCUUCUCACCCAGCUUCAAUCCAAUGGAGUUGCUGGAAAAUCAAAGGACAAUAUCAGUUCUCGACUUGAUCUUGAGCUUAUGGGAAUUAGAGAGCAGUACCAUGUGAAAAGGAGGGAGUCCGGUUUAGAAUACUUUGAUCCUGCUGAUUUUGAGAUGAAUAAUGAUGGGAAAGAUAAGUUCCUCGUAGCAAGAAUGCCGAAUGGUUCUGCUUCUCAUAUUGCACGGCGGGCACGUUUGAAAGAUCGACGUAUCGGGGGUCUUAAAAGUCAUGACAAUCAUAUUCUUUUACAGCAAUUGAUUCCAUUAUCUGUACGAAGCUCUUUUCGGAAGAAAGUGGUUGAAGGGCUGAUUGAUCUAGGCAAGUUUUUAAAAGUAUUGUGCUCCAAACUAAAUUGUGCAGCAGAUUUGGAAGAGGCACGUUCUCGUAUAGUGGUGACCCUUUGUGAUCUUGAGAAGAUAUUUCCACCAUCAUUUUUUGAUGUGAUGGAGCAUUUACCUGUCCAUCUAGUCCAAGAAGCAUUAAUUGCUGGUGCUGUGCAGUUUCGGUGGAUGUACCUGUAA